Messenger RNA from Choloepus didactylus (southern two-toed sloth), 2489 nucleotides. Its product is annotated as zinc finger protein 596-like. The record is from RefSeq and is a predicted model, not a curated record. Gene Ontology annotation, molecular function: DNA-binding transcription repressor activity, RNA polymerase II-specific. Gene Ontology annotation, biological process: negative regulation of transcription by RNA polymerase II. The coding region runs from base 130 to 1401 and encodes 423 amino acids. NCBI's taxonomy places the organism in Eukaryota, Metazoa, Chordata, Mammalia, Pilosa, Megalonychidae. The transcript is spliced from 6 exons.
CGAACCCAGAUCCCAGAAGUUUCCCUGCUCCAGUUUUGGCGCCGGACCUGGGACAAAAGCAUUGGAUACUUACUGCUCAGACUGAGAGUGAAAAACCAGAGGAAGAUUGUUGAUGGCAGAAUUUUGACAAUGCAAACAAUGGAAUUGGUGACCUUCAAUGAUGUAGCUAUAGAUUUUGAUGCAGAAGAGUGGGCCUUGAUGGACACAACACAGAGAAACCUGUUCAGACAUGUUAUGCUGGAGAGUAUCCAUCAUCUGGUGUCUGUGGGGUAUCAGCUCUGCAAAUCAGAAGUGGUUUCCCUGUUGGAACAAGGAGAGGAACUGUGGAGAGAAGGAUUAGGAUUUCUCCAAGGACAGCGUACAAGCAGACAAAAUCACCAUAGAAAAGAAGAAAUUUUAAUUAUGCCAGGUAUCUACAAUAAGGACAAAUAUACCACCCAGGCAAAGCAGCAGAUUUGUAACAUUGGAGAGGAUCCCUUUGGAAGUACUGAUUUGGGAGAGGAUUUAAUUCACUCAAGAUUGGCUGACAUGGAAACAAAGCCCUGUCUAAAUGAACAAUUUCAAAACACUAUCCAUUUCCAGUCAUUCUUUAAUAGACAUAAACAAAUUCAGACAGAAAAUAAUUCAUAUGACUGUCAUCUAUGUGGAAAAGCCUUCAGAAAUAUUUCUGAACAUAGACAGCAUGAGAGAACUUGCACUGGAGAGAAACUAUAUGUCUGCCAUCUAUGUGGGAAAUCCUUCAGUCAAUGUUGUAACCUUAAGGAACAUGAGAGAAGUCACAUUGGGGAGAAAGCAUGUGUCUGCCAUCAAUGUGGGAAAAUCUUUACUGAUAAUUCUAAGCUCAGAAUACAUGUGAGAACUCACAGUGUGGAGAAACCAUACAUUUGCCAUCUAUGUGGGAAAUCCUAUAAGUAUUGUGUUAGCCUUAGGCAACAUGAGAAAUCUCACACAGGGGAGAGACCAUAUGUCUGCCAUCUAUGUGGGAAAAACUUCACUCGUAAAAAUGCACUCACACCACAUAUGAGAACUCACACUGGGGAGAAACCAUACAUCUGCCAGGUAUGUGGGAAAUCCUUCAGGCAACGUGGUCACCUUAAUGGACAUGAGAGAACUCACACUGGGGAGAAACCAUAUGUAUGCCCUCUAUGUGGGAAAGGCUUCCCUCGUCGUACUGUUCUCAGAGAACAUGAAAGAGUUCACACUGGGGAGAAACCAUACCACUGCCAUCUAUGUGGGAAAUCAUUCAGUCAUUCUUGUAGCCUUAGGAACCAUGAGAGAACUCACACUGGGGAGACACCAUAUGCCUGCCAUCUAUGUGGAAAAUCCUUCAGGCAACUUGGUCACCUUAAGGUACAUGAGAGAACUCACACUAGGGAGAAACCAAAUGUCUGCCAUUUAUGAGGUAAUCCUUCAGUCAAUGUGGUACCCAUAGGCAACUUGGGAGAACUGACACUGGCAGGAAACCAUAUGUUGGCUUUUUUUGUGGGGAAGACUUCACUGAUAGAAUGACCCCCAGAAAACAGGGGGAGAAAACAUUUCUGCCAUCUAUUUGGGAAAACUAUUAGACAUAAUUCUAUCAUUAGGAACAUCAUAGAACUCAUUUACUAUGUUGUACAUAUGGAAUAGUUUUCAGAGAGUAUAAAUCCCAGUCAAUGUAAUCAAUGUCUAAGUCCCUUUACUUACAAUCUAUUCUUAAAUAACAUGAUUACACUAUCCUGGGAGAAGCACUAUGUAAUUACAUAUAAUAGAUUUCAGCUGAGCUCUAUUCUUGGUGUAUACAAGAAUAGGUCAGAGUAAGAAUAACUCUAAAACAAGAAAACUGGGUAGGAAAGACAUUAUUAGUUGGAAACUGUAGGAGAACUCUAGGAGAUAAUUCAAAGAUGAACUGUGUGAAAUCCUUUGCUUACACAGCAAUGUGUAGAAUAUAUGUGAAGUUUCACAUUUUAUAAAAUAUUCUGUGCAUAUGUAUAUAGAAUGAAGAAAAGUCUUUGUUGGCUUUGAAUUGAUUCAUCAGUGUUUAAUUUCCCAUACUGAGGAAAUGUCAACCCUAAAAUAAAAUCACAAAGUUUUCAGCUGGAGGUCACAUCAGGAAUAUCUAACAGGGAAAAACAUCUAACGAGAAUGCUUUACAACACAAUUCAACCAUUUAUUCAGAGUUUUGCCUGAAAAAUAAAUUAAAACUAGGAUUGUGACAUGAUCCAGGAAUGCCGAAUGCAGUAUUUUUUAAUGAGUUGUAGGGAAGGAAGUGAAAGUUUUUCUCAAUACACUUGCAAAUAAUUAUGAAGUAAAAGCUGUAGCUGAACAUUCUAUAAUGUUCAGCUUCUAUUUUUUCACGUCUACAUGUAAAUAUUACUGUUAAACCAGAGAACUUUGAAUGUUAACAAGAAUGUACAGACCAAGAUUAUGUGUCAUAAAUAUUAUAUACUUUGAAUAGGUAUGUAUAUAGCAAUAAUGAAUAGAAUAUAAAUAAAUAGAUAACUUGGGAUUAA